AGUAGACCAAAGACCAAUUAGUAGCUUCUUCAGAGAGUUACAUCUGUCCAGUGUGAGGACAAGUUUAUGACUCACAACUAUUUCUUCCAGAUCAAGUGUACAAUCCUUCAGUUCUGUGACUUGUGAUACCACCACUGGAGCUUGGUGAUGCUGAUAACUGUGAUCCUUAUAAAGUUGUUAUCUGCAUAAGCCAGUUUCAUAGUGCCAUGUUCCAGAAACAGUUCAGCCAACAAACAGUCCCAUGAGUUCUUCAUUAACAUGCUUACAUGCUUCAUAGCAAUAACCCCCCUUUUCUUUCCUAUCCAUGUCUCCUAAUCCCUCAGUUACUUCUGCACCAAAAACUUCUCAGCCCCAGUUGUUUCCCUUUCCUUUUUUUCCUCUUAUUUCUUUGUCACCGAAGUCCUAAUAGAUUUGGUUUUUGGUGGGUUUGGGGGCAUUUUGGUAUGGAGGGCCUUAUGGGAACCUAGUGAAUUUGUCCAUUUUGUAUGACAGACCAUCUUUCUUUCUUUGGGCAGAAGUGAGAGGUUCCUCUUCUUCACUCCACAUCUAAUCCAGUCAUCUAAUGUAAAUGCAAUGCUUGAGGCUAGAGAUGGCACGGAGCCAACCAACCAGUUAGAAUAGAUUCUACCUUCUAACUUUUCUAGAACCUGCCCCUGCUCUCUUCCACACUAUCACAGCCCUAGUUUAGGAUUAGGAUGCCUUCAAGUCUUAUAAGAAUUUCUUCAAUUCUCCUUUUAGGUCUUAGAGUUUUGCCACUUUAUAUUACAGCUAAACAUAGAUCUUUCUAAAAUUGUUCUAGAAGUCAGAUCUGAGCACUUCUCAGCUUAGAGUAUUUAUGGUUUUCCAGCUGUCCUCAAGUCAAUCCAAGCCCCUAUUCCUAGCAUGUGAGCCCUCCCUGGGUGGCUCUGUGACCCUCUAGCUUCAUCCAUUUUUACAAACACCUUAACUAUAGGUAGUUCCCCACCAUGCCCCCCUCUGAGCCUUUGCUCAGGCUGUGCUGUCUGCUGGGGAUGCCUUUUCUUCUUCAACUACCUGACAGAUACCCACAUAUCUUUGAGAACUCGACUUAAGCAUCACUACUCGAGGGAACCUUCUGACUCCCUCCCUCCAAUGAGUGCUCCCUUCUUUGUGCAUCUCUAUUCCCCUGAUGGACUUUCACCUGCAAAAUCCCUGCAUCCAUUCCAUCUUCUUCCCACCUAGGCUGGGCUCUGGUUGUGACUGGGUUCCUAUCUAUCACUGGCAGGCUGUACUGGGCUGGGUCCACCACAAACCCCAGUAAAUGUUGAAGGAAUGAAAGUACUCUCGGGGCCGUCACACUCUGUAGGGAGACCUGGUGCAUUGAGUUAGAUGAACUUGCAUUAAACUACAAACACUCCAAGAGCUGUGUGCUCAUGGGCAAGUCAUUGGAAUUCUGAACCUCAAUUUCCUUAGCUCUGUCUACCUCUCAGUAUUCUGUGAAGUAACACGUGAGGUGCCUGGUAUAGUGCCUGGCUUACUAUAAGGGGUCAAAUAUAUAUCACUCUGACAGCCAAGAAGCAGAGAAGGAAAAGGUGUCCAGUUAGUGAGCAGGAGGUCAGGAGUGGGAUGUAAGGGGGUAGGAAUACAAACCUCUGAGACCCCAGUGUGCUUGGGUUUCUAAAACUGUGCUGGUCACCUGCUCUGUUGUGAGCAAAGUCAAGUUAGGGGAUGGGAGUGAGGGUGACAGAUCACAGGUGCCAAGGCCAAGCCAAUCCCUGCUGCUGGAAUGGACCAGCACCCAGUGACAUCACAAUCCUGAGUAGUUGCUCUGGCACUGCUGGAGGGGGACCCUCAUUUCUCUCCACGGAGCUCUAGGAUGUGGGUGUGAGAAAGGUGAGGAAGGAAGGCAGAUGGCGACAAGGAACAGCCUGAGCUCCAUACCCACGGGCAAGGCUCAUGGUGACACUGGAGAGGCAGGAACGCUGUCAGCUCCUGAUGCUGGCAUUCGGGACACAAAUUCAGCCAAUCAGCUGAAGAUGAAGCCCAAGAAUGUGCACAAGAUUAAGGCGCUUAUUGUCGACCUGGGCUCGCAGUACUGUAAGUGUGGCUAUGCAGGAGAGCCAAGGCCCACCUACUUCAUCUCCUCCACGGUGGGCAAGCCCUACGAGGCAGCUGAUGUGGGUGAUGCCUGCAAGGAGAUCUAUGUGGGCCACGAGCUGCUCAACAUUGAGGCACCCCUGAAGCUGGUUAACCCUCUAAAACACGGCAUUGUGGUGGACUGGGACUGUGUCCAGAACAUCUGGGAGUACAUCUUCCACAAGGCGAUGAAGAUCCUCCCCGAGGAGCAUGCCGUGCUGGUCUCCGACCCCCCACUUAGCCCCAGCAGCAACAGGGAGAAGUAUGCGGAGCUCCUGUUUGAGACCUUUGGCAUCCCCGCCAUGCACGUGACGUCCCAGUCACUGCUCUCCAUCUAUUCCUACGGCAAGACCACAGGGCUGGUGGUGGAGAGCGGGCACGGUGUCUCGCAUGUGGUCCCCAUCUCAGAAGGCAACGUGCUGCCAGGCCUGACUGGCCGGGUUGACUAUGCGGGGAGCGACCUCACUAACUACCUGCUGCAGCUGCUCAUCAAGGCCGGCCACAGUUUCACCAAGGACGACCACCUGCAUGUACUUGACCACAUCAAGAAGAUGUGCUGCUACUCGGCUUUCCAGCCUGAGGAGGAGCUUGGCCUGGACCUGGAGGAGCUGCGCGUGGACUACGAGCUCCCAGAUGGCAAGGUCAUCACCAUUGGCCAUGAGCGCUUCCAGUGCGCCGAGAUGCUCUUCAAGCCCACCCUGGUGGGAAGCAGCCAGCCCGGCCUCCCUGCACUCACAGCCACUUGCCUGGGCCACUGCCAGGAGGCGGGCUUCAAGGAGGAGAUGGCCGCAAACGUGCUGCUGUGUGGUGGCUGCACCAUGCUGGAGGGCUUCCCUGAGCGCUUCCAGAGGGAGCUGAGCCUCUUGUGCCCUCGGGACAGCCCCGCAGUGGCUGCAGCUUCCGAGAGGAAGACCUCCGUGUGGACCGGUGGCUCCAUCCUGGCCUCCCUACAGGCCUUCCAGCAGCUCUGGGUCAGCAAGGAAGAGUUUGAGGAGAAGGGCAGUACAGCUAUCCACACCAAGUGCUGAGCGUGAGCUGACAGGCCAGGCCUCGUGGGCAGGCGAACUCAGGCACACUCUACAUUUACAGAAUUUCACAUAAAAUUUUAACACAAUGG
Messenger RNA from Myotis lucifugus (little brown bat), 3211 nucleotides. Its product is annotated as actin-like protein 7B. Lineage: Eukaryota; Metazoa; Chordata; Mammalia; Chiroptera; Vespertilionidae. The record is from RefSeq and is a predicted model, not a curated record. The transcript has a single exon. Bases 1869 to 3122 code for a protein of 417 amino acids. Gene Ontology annotation, cellular component: nucleus; cytoplasm.